Bursaphelenchus xylophilus (pine wood nematode) is the source of this 2399-nucleotide messenger RNA. Lineage: Eukaryota; Metazoa; Nematoda; Chromadorea; Rhabditida; Aphelenchoididae. The record is from the annotation of a GenBank genome assembly.
AUGUUGUCGCGAGGUGACUUUCAAUCCUUUGCUCGGAUUCUGCAGUUCACAUCUAUUGUUUCUUGCACCCUUGUCAUCAUUGGCUCGAGAUGGCUGAGGCACAGGAAGAUUCAAAGGGAUUAUCAAUUUAUUGUCAUGUUCAACGCAUGUGUUGACUUGGCUUUUGCUUGCUGUUUAUGCGUCUUUUCAUUUGUAAGUUUUGCGCAUGACGUUUUGGGAGAAAUUUCCGGUGGAUUUAUGGACAAGCUCCCAAAUUCGACACUCGGUUUUGAUGAAACAUGCUCAGAUUUUCGUUAAAUUUUUCACACAAUUCUGGAGUAGGUUACAAUAUAUGAAAGUUCUAACUCCUGAAUACCAGGAGCAGCCCCACUCGCCAAAAUUCGAUCUAAAAAUCUGGUCGCUUCUGCGAAAAGCAAGUUCUGGGUCCCGCUCAGUCUUAUAAAUAAUUAAUCUAAACUUGUGCCAAAUUUCAUUAAAAUCCGAAUAUUGCACUUGGAGCACUUUUUUGAAUAAUAUAUUGUAUCAGUAUAUCGGAAAAAUUAUGUGGUUUUAUAAAAUGUCAAGCCUCAGUAGACCACCAAAUCACCUGUCUCGGCAAGCCGUAGCAAAGCGAUGAUGAGCGAUUCCAAGCUGCGAAAUCCACAUUAUUUUCCCGACAGACUGAUAACACGCAUUGAAUUUUUUGGCUUGGGUGUAGUAAACAAGUUUGAUUCUGUUUCUAGCAAGGCCUAAGAUUAUGUAUUUUUAUAAAGUCUGCUAUUUAUAAUAUUUUAGACCCCAAUGCUAGUUGAUCACAUGUUUCUGAUCACUGUGGAACGGUCUUACUUUCAAUGGAUGUCUUCUCAAUCGACCGCAUUCAUCGUUCAAAUCAUGACAGCACAGGUCGAGACCACAAUUCUUUGUAUUGCGGUUCAUUUCUGGUACCGAUACGACGUGGUUUGCAACUCGAAACAUUGGUCGCAUAAGAAAUAUUUACUACGCUAUCUUUCUUUAUUCUCAAUUAUUUUUAUUUAUUUCGUGGCUUCUCAAUUCGCUGUUGAGGACAUGAAAGAUUACAAGGAGGUGCUGCAAAGACUGGACGAUUAUAAAAAUGACACUCCGGUUUUCUGUGUCUAUGACUUGGUAAGUCCGUGACUUUUGCGCUCAAGAUACGUAUCUAGUGGGCAAUAAACUUUGUAAACCUUCACUCAUAAAUAAUUCAGGAUGAAAAUUAAACUUUGGCAAUUCCAGAAAGUAGUCAAUGCUCUUGGGGAAAUUAUGAAUUCUUGGCGUAGCUGUGGGUUCAAAAAUUUUCGAGGAAGAUGAACAAUUCCCGGGUAAUCCUUGUUGAUGAUCUUAUAAAUUUGUCGGGAAAAUAAUGAGCACGCUGUCGCAUUGAAAAUCGCGCCGCCGCGACUAUAAAUUGUGUCGCGGAGAAAUCAAAAUUCUUUUCAGUUCAGCGACGAGAUCGGGUCAGCGACAUUGUGCUCAUUAUUUUACCGACAGACUGAUAGUGACAGUUAAAUCCCGGUACAAAAAUUUGCCUGAGGCGUUAAAAACAAAGUACCCAAAUUUACAACAAAACUCUUCAACUUUUCAAAAAAAGCACAUUUUGAGUUUUACCUGAACCCGUUUUUUAGAACCACCUCCCAUCAGUCCUCAGCAUCACAUUUUACCAAUUCAUUCACAGCGCUUUCUAUUGUAUCGCCAUUUAUUUUGGUAUCAAAGUAAUCCGCCAGAUUCGCCUUGUUGAUCCAACAGUCCAGCGGUCCCUUCACGCUCAGCGUUACAUGAUUAGAGUCCUGGUCUUGCAGGUAAGUCACAAAAUAACAAAUACGUUACAAUUCCGAGCUGUAGCGUUUACAUAUAUUGACGGACCUGAUUUAGUGGCAAAAAACGUACCAUUUUGCAUCCGGGAAGUAUCAGAAAAUGUGGCAGAAUACCUCGCUCUCCUAGUGAAAAACUCUGUUUUGAAGGGCGCGCCCUUCCCCUCAAACAAACGGAGUUUUUUCACUUGGAGAGGGAGGUAUUUUGCAACAUUUUUUGAUACCUCCAAGAUGCAAAAUGGUAUGUUUUUUGCCACUGGAUCAGUUCGCCACUGUAUCAAGAUAACUGACAUAACUAACUAUAAAAAUAAUCUUCAGGCCUUAUACCCAAUGUUUUUGCUCUCCUUGCCGGCUAGUUUAAUGAUAAUUAUUGCCUACUUUGGUUACACAACAAUUUCGUGGUUUUACGUGCUCAGCAUCCUUCUGCAAAGUCUUCCACUUCUCAACUCGCUCUCUGUGAUCUUCUUGGUACCCGCAUUCCGUCGGCUUUUUACCGGGCAGCCAAUCAACCCCACCCGGACCGUGUCCAAUAAACCAUAUGGGGAUUCGACAACAAGAUCAAAGUCCAGAGUCAGAUCACCGCCGUAUUCUUGA